Trichogramma pretiosum is the source of this 885-nucleotide messenger RNA. It is a transcript of the gene IscU, whose product is annotated as iron-sulfur cluster assembly scaffold protein IscU. Gene Ontology annotation, biological process: iron-sulfur cluster assembly; intracellular iron ion homeostasis. NCBI's taxonomy places the organism in Eukaryota, Metazoa, Arthropoda, Insecta, Hymenoptera, Trichogrammatidae. Gene Ontology annotation, cellular component: mitochondrial matrix; cytoplasm. Gene Ontology annotation, molecular function: ferrous iron binding; 2 iron, 2 sulfur cluster binding. Bases 126 to 602 code for a protein of 158 amino acids. The transcript has 4 exons. The record is from RefSeq and is a predicted model, not a curated record.
UAACCGAACAACCUUAGUGUGUUAGUACAUUAAGCGCAAUACAAGAAUAUAUAAUCUCGUGCUGUCAAAUAUCGUCGGUUCAGACUUUCAUUUAUCGAUAAAAUUGUUAGUGUUUACUUUUAAAUAUGGCUUUAUGGCGAGUAGUUCCAUCUAAAAUUGUUGAAGCAUCAAAAAACGUUUUUUCAAGUACACCAUGCGUCUUUUAUCACCCAAAAGUCAUAGAUCACUAUGAUAAUCCUAGAAAUGUCGGGAGUCUAGAUAAAAAUGAUAAAAGCGUAGGUACUGGCUUAGUUGGAGCACCAGCUUGUGGUGAUGUUAUGAAGCUUCAGAUCAGGGUUGAUGAAAAUGGCAAGAUUAUUGAUGCCAAAUUUAAAACAUUUGGAUGCGGUUCAGCAAUUGCAUCCAGUUCUCUUGCUACAGAGUGGGUGAAAGGUAAAACAGUUGAUGAAGCAUUAAAGUUGAAAAAUACUGACAUAGCUAAAGAAUUAUGUCUCCCACCUGUCAAGCUACAUUGUUCAAUGCUUGCAGAAGAUGCCAUAAAAGCAGCUCUUUCAGAUUACAGAAUUAAGCAACAACCAAAAGAUAGUGGUGAUAAAAAAUAGUAACAAGAUAAAAUUGACUUGUUCAUGAGCAGUGUUUUAUGGUCAUAUGAUAGAUGACAUUGCAUAUAAUCUUUCUCCUCCUAAGAGAUUCUAUCCUAUAUCCCUAUCCUCUUAAGAAGAAGGAGUAAUAGAGAGAGAAAAAAAAAUGAAAAAAAUAAUAAUAAUAUUGUGAUCGUUAUAAAGUAACACAAAAUUUACUGAUAUUAUUUAAGAUAACUGUAUAAGGUCUAUGUUUCGUUAAAUUAAAAAAAAUAAAAUUUUUCAUGUUUUUUUUUUAAAUAAA